CGGCGCCGAAACACCGAUAGACGCUCAGACGAAAGAGCCAUGGCGGCCACGGGUGGAGGGAAAAUUAGAAGCAGGAGAUAUCACAUCGCCUCUAAACCUUACGCCAAGAGUAAACAGCAGCAGUCAGGCCUCAUCAGUCGAGUGACAGACACAGUAAAGAGCAUCGUUCCUUACUGGCUGCAGAAAUACUUCAAGAAUGAAGAUACUUCUGAAGGAGGGGGGUCUGUACAAGGGACAGAGCAGAAUUGCCAGCCUCCUCCUCCUCCUCCCCCAAAUGGCAGCGAAGAGGGCCCUCCUCCCCUUGAUGGACGUGACUCCCCGGAGCCUAGCACAAGUAACACAGAGCCCUCAACCAGUCGGGCAUCCCUGAACUUUCAGGAGUAUGUGCUUUCUCGACCUCCUCUAAGCCGCUCCCACCUCCAUUUUCCUCCACUGGAUGCCUCCUCCCCAACUCUGGCGGCUUCCAGCAGCCUGUUCUCUCAGCCCUCCACCUCCUCAGCCCCUGGACCCUUUUCCACAGGUUUCUCCUUAGUCAAAGAAAUCAAGGACAACCUCUCGCAGCACGAGGAUGAUAACAUCUCCACCACGAGUGGGUUCUCUUCCCGCGCCUCUGACAAAGAUGUCCCCACUUCCAAAACGGCAUCACUUCCCCAGCUUUGGUCCCCAGAGAUGGACAGAACAAACUCCGGGCCUCAGCCUUCCCAGUCCAGUCUGAAAAAGCCUGCUUUCAACCUGUCUGUCUUUGGAACGUCUUCCAAUUCGACAUUAAACAGCACAGCGCUGAACUCCAGCCAGCUUGGGGAUUCACCCUUCUACCCUGGGAAGACCACAUAUGGUGGGGCAGCAGCAGUCAGGAGCUCUCGCACUCGUCCUGGAACACCGUACCAGGCCCCGGUGAGGAGACAGAUCAAGGCCAAGCCUGCUGGUGCUCAGCCCUGUGGGGUGACCAGUGCCACAGCCAGACGCAUCCUGCAGUCUUUGGAGCGCAUGUCGAGCCCUCUGGCUGAUGCCAAGAGGAUCCCAGCAGCAGCAGCAUCUUCCCCCCUGUCACCUUCCAUGGAUGCCACAAAUCUAGAUAUUUCACAUUUCCAGUCGAAAAAGAAACGGAUGGAUACUACUCUCCCACCGGUGCAGAAGCUGGUGGUUCCUGCUGCAGCCUCAGUGUCAGGAAACCGCUCCGUGUCCUUCAGGCCUACUUUGACUCCUGGAGGACUGAACCGAACUCUGGACAGGACCCCAAGAGAGACGCCCACAAGACAAUCACCGAAACUACCUAAAGCAAACCCAGGUCCAUCUCAAAGCACAAUGGGUUCCAGUGGCCCGACCUAUCCUCUGUCCAGCACGCCUGCAGCCAGCAGCGUCAGCUCUGGAGGAGGCAAGAUGAAGAGAGAGAGGACCAGUGCACGACCCUCCACCAAACGCCCUGAGGAAGAUGAGGUGGCCGAGGUACCCGACCUUCCAGCCAUUUCACUUCCCAUCAGCACCUCUGCCUUGCCCACCUUCAGCUUCUCCUCCCCUGUUCCACCUCUCACCACCUCCACCACCAUCAGCACCGCCUCCAGCGCCACGGCCGUCACUCCUGCUAAGGAGACGAUCUCAAACAAGGAGCCUCCAACAGCCUCAACAACACCCCCCUGUGUACCUUUCACAUUUUCCUCCCCUAUUGUCAAAGCAACUGCUGCUAGCCCACCUUCCUUUUCCCCUUCAGCUGGAUUUACUUUUAGUGCACCUGUAGCUAAGUUAGGUCCCUCCAUGUCAAACGGGAAGCUGGCCACUCCCAUAGCAGCAACAGUGAAGCCAGCAGCAAACAAAAGCACAGAGGAUUUUGAAGGACCCUUUAAACCAGCCAAGGUCCUGAAGCAGGGCAGCGUGCUGGAUCUUCUCAAAACACCUGGCUUUGCCUCACCUGUUGCUCGGACUUCCCCUGGCCCAGACAGUGCUCCCCAGCAGACCUCCGCACAAUCCACCGCCCCCUCCUCCACCUCCACAACCACCUCCUCCAUCUCCUCUUCAGCCGGGUUUGGUGAUUUGUUCAAAGCCCCGCUAAACUGGAGCUGUGAUGUCUGCUUGGUGCAGAACAAGCCAUCAGAUGCAAAGUGUGUUUGCUGUAUGGCCCCGCAGCCCAACUCCUCCUCAUCAAAAUCUACGGACAGUAAGCCUUCACCCACAACCUCGGCUGGGCUGGAGAGCAACAGCAGCAGCACAAACACCACCUCCACCACUACAACCACCACAGGUUUUGGCACAAUGUUUUCCAAACCUGCCGGAACCUGGGACUGUGAUACGUGUCUUGUUCUAAACAAACCUGAUGCAGUAAAGUGUGUGGCCUGCGAAACGGCCAAACCCGGGACGGGACUUAAACCCUCACUGACUCUUCCUUCUGCCUUCUCAGCUGUUAAGACUGUACCCACACCCACAGCCCCCGUUUCCACAGGGCUCAUAGGAUUUGGAGACAAGUUCAAAAAACCUGAGGGUGCAUGGGAAUGUGAUACGUGUUGCGUAGUGAACAAGGCGGAGGACACAAAGUGUGUGGCCUGCAUGAGCGCUAAACCAGGAUCAUCAGCAGGAACGUCAGCUGGAGCCUCAGCAGGAUCCUCAGCAGGAUCCUCUUCAUCAGCCAGCACUGCUCCAGUGUUUGGGCUGGGAGAUAAAUUCAAGAAACCAGAGGGUGCCUGGGAGUGUGAUGUCUGUCUUGUACAGAAUAAGGCUGCUGAUGUACAGUGUGUUGCUUGUCAGGCAGCCAAACCUGGAGCUAAUGUGGAGCCCAAAGCCUUCGGAUCGACUUUUGGUUCAUCUGCUGGUGGGACUUCAGGCUCCGCUACGUUUGGCUCCUCUACCUCUAGUUCUGGAGGUUUUAAGUUUGGCACAUCAGACAGUACCUCGGGGUCCGGAUCUGGAGGUUUCAAGUUUGGGGGCUCAUUUUCAGAGUCCUCCUCCUCUUCAUCAUCGGGUGGAUUCAAAUUUGGAAUCCCAUUUGGAAGCUCCUCAUCAGAAACCACUUCUAAAGACACUACUGCCUCUUCAGGGUUCAAAUUCGGCAGCUCAUCUGAGGGCUUUAAAUUCGGGGCUGCCUCUAGUGAUGACAAAAAGUCAGACCAACCAGCCGCAGGUUCUGGGUUUAAGUUCGGAGCCAGUGGUGGGAUAGUGUUUGGAACUGGAUCAUCUAGCACAGAAAGCAGCUCUUCUAAGGGUGGCUUCACCUUUGGACUGUCGAAACCUGAAGAGAAAACAUCGGACACCACCACCACCACCUCAUCCUCUGUUAGUUUCACUCCUCCCAUUUCCUCUCAAGAAAAGAGUGAGAGUGCUGCAUCAUCCAAUGACACCACAUCAACAAACACCAAGGCAACCACCACCUCAACCGCCAGCACUGGAUCCGUUUUUGCGAGACUGGGAGAGCCAAGUUUGGCGACCACCACACCACAAGUGGGCUCCGUGUUUGGAUCCUUACAGGCAGACAAAGAGCCGGCUGCUCCCACGUUUACCUUUGGGAAGCCAGAGGAAAAGAAGGAAGCCGCUGCCUCUUCAGCUCCAUCUGCCUUCCUCUUCGGUGCUGCUAGUAAAGAUGCAGACGCUACACCAGCACCGGCCGCUUCAGGUGGCUUUUCUUUCGGCAAGCCCAAUGCUCCAACAGAACAACCUCCUCCCACAUUCACCUUUGGCAAGCCAGCAGACAAGAGCGAAACAUCUGAUGCAGAGCCCCCGAAGCCUUCCUUCGCCUUUGGACAAAGUGCUGCAGGUUCAUUUGUGAAUGAUUCUGCUGCUGCUCCAAAACCAGCAUUUUCCUUUAUGGCAAGUAAUCCCACCAACACCACCAACUCCACCACGUCAUCCUCGACCCCAACCCCAAGUCUAUUCGGCAACAGCAGCGGCAACAGCAGCACCACCCAGGCUCCAGAUCCUUCUGCUCCCAGCACUUUCAUUUUCGGGCAGCCUGCUGCAGCCUCCAGUGAUGGUCCUCCAGCCAAAGCCUUCGUCUUUGGCCAGAACCAGGACAGCCAGCCGCCUGCUCCAUCAGCUGCUCCUCUGAACUCUGCUCCAGCCCCAGCUCCAGCUCAACCCUUCAUCUUCGGUGCUUCUGCCAACGCUGCUCCUCCUGCUGCUGCUCCAUCCUUUAGUUUUGGAGCAGCAGCGCCCUCUGCUGCCUCAUCUUCAGCUCCGUCUGCAGCUCCCUCUCCCUUUGUGUUCAGCUCAGCCCCCACUGGCGGGUUUGGGGCCAACCAGACUCCUUCAUUUGGCUCAUCCUUCGGAUCCCCUUUCACAGCCACGCCCUCCCAGAGCCCGGCCUUUGGCGCCAAACCCAACGCCGCCCCUGUAUUUGGACAGCAGGCUAACUCCACACCUGUAUUUGGGGCAGCUGGUAACGCUGCACCAGGUGGAGGCUUUCAGUUUGGAGGAGCCGGUGCAUUCGGAGCCACAAACAACACUUCGGGUGUGUUUACUUUUGGAGUGGGUUCGACAGCUUCUCCCGCCCCCUCUGCCAACCCCUCCAUCGCACCUCAGCCAGGAGCACCUGGAGGUGGAUUCAACUUCUCACAACCCCCUGCAUUCAAUAUUGGGUCAGCUAAAUCCUUCAGCGCCUCUCCUGCUGGACAACAAGCGAUUGCUGGGCGCAAGAUCAAGACAGCGGUGCGGCGCAGAAAGUAGAGCCCUGUGGACUCGACUAGAAAGCAGACGUGACUUUGACUUGACUUAUAUCCCCACUGAAAGCUGAAUAAAGUCCUUGAAGGUCUCAGCUGGACAAACACUGAAAUGACUUGGCAUGUGAAGAGGGGCCGAGGCUUGGGGCCACUUCGUGCUCGGGCUGGAUGGGUGGGCAGAUUUUAGCUGGGCUGAUUAUUCAGAGGCUUUCACAUGUAGACAAGAGCUGUUAAUACGUGAGACCAUCCCACAGGACUUCUCAUGAAAAAAAGAAACAAAAACUGUUGACUGAGCAAAUGACACUGACUUAGGAGACAACAACAAUCAACCAAGGACCCCCUGCUCGACAUGAAAAACAAGCAAGACAGUCAUAUCUAUAUUUUCAACACCGGCAAAUGUCUGCUAGACUUUAGGCAUGACUUUUUGCAAUAAAAUUACAAAGGCAAAAGCUGCAAAUCUAAAGAGUUGCAAGUGUACACAAAAUCCUAUGAAUUAGUAUGGGUGAUCAGGUUAUGAGCUGUGAUAUGCAGAGAGGUAGUGAGAGCUGUGCGGCAAAUUUUCAAUGGUAAUCCUUCAAACUAUUUCGACUGCUCCUUUUACAGGAAUCAAGGUGCCGUUGGAGGUGUAGCCACGGUGUCAGUGCAGUGUGCUGUAUGUACAGGGAUGAGCGUGUAAUCUUUGUAGUGAAUGCAGCGUGCUUGUUCUUUUUUUUUUUGUUUUGUUUUAGUUUUUUUCUCCCCUCUUAUGUACAGACUUGAGGUGUGUUUGGUUUCUUUGUACAUGCUGAGGUUGCGUGUCAGUGUGCGUAUGAAAACCGAACGACAGAGUUAUCACCCGAGGCCGCUAGCUAGCGCCGCCACAGGUGAGCAAGCAAAUGAAUGUUUAAAACAAAAAAAAAAAAACAAGGGGAGGAAGGAAGGAGGGCAAGGGUUCAGGAGAGGGGAAAACGUAUCCAUGCACUGUGGAGGA
This is a messenger RNA of Toxotes jaculatrix (banded archerfish), 5610 nucleotides long. RefSeq names its product nucleoporin 153 (gene nup153). Gene Ontology annotation, biological process: protein import into nucleus; RNA export from nucleus. Gene Ontology annotation, molecular function: structural constituent of nuclear pore. The coding region runs from base 40 to 4647 and encodes 1535 amino acids. The record is from RefSeq and is a predicted model, not a curated record. Gene Ontology annotation, cellular component: nuclear pore. Lineage: Eukaryota; Metazoa; Chordata; Actinopteri; Toxotidae. The transcript has 22 exons.